AUGACUACAGACCUGCCCAACGGUCAAGAAUCACCAUUAUCUGAAUCUCAAGUACUCACAUUGGGAGCUAAACAGUCUUCAUGGAGAAUGAUAGAAUGUAGUAUACCCCACCGUUUAUGCUCUAACUCUCAUGUGUGCAUAGAUGGUGUUGUUUACUUUGUUGUUAAAACAGGCGCUGACUUGUCGCAACGGAGCUUGGUGAAAUUCGAUUUGAGGUAUGAAAAGUUGGAUUUUGUAACUAGUUUACCUGCAGACAUGCCAUGUCUACGUGGUUGCUGCUCUUUUAUAAACUACGAGGGGAAAGUAGCCAUACCCACUAGGGCUAGCGGAAAUACAUUUAAUGUGUGGGUUAUAGAUCAGGCUGCUCCGAAACAUGGAUGGUUGAAGCUCAGUUUUAGUACUGAAUCUUGGAAUAUUUUAUCAAUGUUACGCAUAUAUGGCUUUACUCACACGGGUGAGUUUGUUUUGGCACCAAAGUACUAUUCUGGUCACUUUAAUGUGAUACUUUACAAUACCAACACGAAGGGUUUGAGAAAAAUUAAGGUUGACGUAAAAGGAGACUAUGAGUUCAUGCAUGGUCGCCGUACGAAAGCAGUGGUUUUUUCAGAGUACAUUGAGAGUAUUUGUAAGAGAGACAGUUUUCAUAGUUUGCGUUGA
Messenger RNA from Eruca vesicaria subsp. sativa (arugula), 657 nucleotides. The record is from the annotation of a GenBank genome assembly. Lineage: Eukaryota; Viridiplantae; Streptophyta; Magnoliopsida; Brassicales; Brassicaceae.